AUGGGCCGGAAAAAUCUAUUAAAUUGCAUUCGAUUCGAUGAAUGGGAUCCUGAAAAGGUUGCCGCUUGGCUAAGAGGCCUUGAUGAUGUUAUGCUCCCAUAUGCCCAUUAUUUUCUUAAUAAUGGCAUUGAUGGAAAAAAACUCUUCAUGCUUUCACAUUAUGACCUGGAAAAACUCAAUGUUACAAAAAUUGGUCACCAGGAACUCAUCCUAGAAUCGGUUGGACUACUCUCUGCAUUGCGUUAUGGGUUUGAAACUGAGAAUUUACAGUCAUUAGCCCUGCAGUUGAGUGUCAAAGCACGUAGCCUUGUAGCAGAACUGAAGAAACAAAAUAUGGAAGAAGAAUCAAACAAGAAUAUAGGAUCAAAUAAGAGGGAGUCUCACAGACAGACCCCCACAGUAUCUGUCUUAACUGCAGUCUGUGAUAUAAUCAGUUCUUUGAAGCCAAUUAUUACCUGGUUGGAUAGGUCUCCAUUUGAGGGGAUGUAUGAACUGCGGAUAUUUCGCAAGUCAAUUGUGAAAAUAGGGAUUGAACUUCUGGAUUACUCUUUGACCUCUCUUUCCAACAAGGCCAAAAUACAACCAUCUGAGAAUGGUUUGGUCAAGUCUGUAAGUCAUUAA
Messenger RNA from Acanthosepion pharaonis, 621 nucleotides. NCBI's taxonomy places the organism in Eukaryota, Metazoa, Mollusca, Cephalopoda, Sepiida, Sepiidae. The record is from the annotation of a GenBank genome assembly.